Molecule: messenger RNA, 2001 nt
Organism: Psammomys obesus (fat sand rat)
Lineage: Eukaryota; Metazoa; Chordata; Mammalia; Rodentia; Muridae
Gene: Tmtc1
Product: transmembrane O-mannosyltransferase targeting cadherins 1
Exons: 15
Biological process (GO): protein O-linked glycosylation via mannose
Molecular function (GO): protein binding; mannosyltransferase activity
Source: RefSeq, a predicted model, not a curated record
UGCUACGGCCGCUCGCUGCGCGGCGAGUUCGUGCACGACGACGUGUGGGCCAUCGUGAACAACCCCGACGUGCGGCCCGGGGCCCCGCUGCGCUGGGCCGUCUUCGCCAACGACUUCUGGGGCAAGGGCCUGGCGGACGGCGCCAGCCACAAGUCCUACCGGCCGCUGUGCGUGCUGUCCUUCAGGCUGAACAUUUUUCUGACCGGCAUGGACCCGCUCUACUUCCACGCCGUGAAUGUGGUCCUGCACUGCCUGGUGACCUUCGUGCUGAUGUACACCUGCGAGAAGACGGUCUUCAAGAGCCGCGGGCCGGCGUUCCUCACCGCCCUGCUCUUCGCGGUGCACCCUGUGCACACUGAGGCGGUGGCUGGCAUCGUGGGCAGAGCGGAUGUGCUGGCGUGCCUCCUGUUCCUGCUGGCCUUCCUCUCCUACCACAGGAGUCUGGAUCGGAGCUUCGAGGGCCCAGGCUCCCCCGCCACGGCCUCGCCCUUCUUCCUGCUGCUCAGUCUGCUCCUGGGGACCUGUGCCAUGCUGGUGAAGGAGACGGGCGUCACCGUGUUUGGCGUGUGCCUGCUCUAUGACCUCUUCUCCCCCUCCCGCAGGCAGGACGAGCUGAGCAAUGGGGUGACCUGUCAGCACAGCCUGGGGCGGCCCGGGAGCCCCCAGCCCGCCUCUCACCGGGAGAGCAGAAAGCAGCGCGUCCCACCCAGAGAUUCUUGGGGAGCCUGCCACUCACCGCUGCCAGCCCCGCCCCGGGGCAGGGCGCUUCCUGUGUCCCCAUGGGCGCUGUGGUCCUUGAUGAGGUGUUUGACAGGAAGCAACAGGAAUUUCCUGCUCACCCUGAGACCGUUUUUAAAACGGGCCAUUUUGGUCGUCAGUUAUGUGACUGUCAUUUUGUAUUUCCGCCUGUGGAUAAUGGGAGGAACUAUGCCCCUCUUCUCAGAGCAGGACAACCCCGCUUCCUUUUCACCCUACUUCCUUACGAGGUUCCUUACCUAUUCCUACCUCCUGGCCUUCAACAUGUGGCUUCUGCUCGCACCCAUCACCCUGUGCUACGACUGGCAAGUGGGCAGCAUUCCUCUGGUGGAGACCGUCUGGGACGUGAGGAACCUGGCUACCGUGCUCCUGGCAGUGGCGAUGGCCUCGCUGAGCCUGCACUGUGUGGCGGCCUUCAAGAAGCUGGAGCACAAGGAAGUGUUGACUGGCUUGCUGUUCCUGGUGUUCCCGUUCAUUCCAGCCAGCAACCUCUUCUUCAGGGUGGGCUUCGUGGUGGCCGAGAGAGUCCUGUACAUGCCUAGCAUGGGCUACUGCAUUCUCUUCGUGCAUGGACUGAGCAAGCUGUGCGCUGGGCUGAGCAGGUGCGGGGCCAGCUCGCUGAUGGCGUCCACUGUGCUGCUGCUGCUGCUCUUCUCCUGGAAAACUGUGAAGCAGAAUGAGAUCUGGCUGAGCAGAGAGUCCUUAUUCAGGUCUGGAGUUCAGACUCUGCCCCACAAUGCCAAGGUUCAUUACAACUACGCAAAUUUCCUGAAAGACCAAGGCCGGAACAAGGAGGCGAUCUACCACUACAGAACUGCCCUCAAGCUGUACCCACGCCACGCCAGUGCGCUGAACAACCUGGGGACCCUGACGAAGGACGUGGCCGAAGCGAAGGCGUACUACCAGAGGGCCCUGCAGCUGCACCCGCAGCACAACCGCGCGCUCUUCAAUCUGGGGAAUCUCCUGAAAUCCCAGGAGAAAACAGAAGAGGCCAUCGUGCUGCUGAGGGAGUCCAUUAAGUAUGGUCCAGACUUUGCUGACGCCUACUCCAGCUUGGCUUCCCUCCUGGCUGAGCAGGUGUGCACAGAAAUGACGGAACGAGUAGCUGGCGGCUCCGUCAAGUCAUCUCAGUUGCUGGGGGCUCUUGUUGAGGGCUUCUCCGGCCAGAGCUUUGGCAUCUUCCGCAGUAACACUCCUGUGUGGUCCCUCGUUCCCUGUUCUUACUUCGACUUACUUGUGAUAUGA